Messenger RNA from Brassica oleracea var. oleracea, 3111 nucleotides. Its product is annotated as phospholipase SGR2. The transcript has 22 exons. The record is from RefSeq and is a predicted model, not a curated record. The coding region runs from base 172 to 2952 and encodes 926 amino acids. Gene Ontology annotation, cellular component: cytoplasm. NCBI's taxonomy places the organism in Eukaryota, Viridiplantae, Streptophyta, Magnoliopsida, Brassicales, Brassicaceae. Gene Ontology annotation, molecular function: glycerophospholipase activity; metal ion binding.
CACGCAACCGCUUAAACAAAAGUUUGGGUCUCUCACGAAUAUUCUUUCAGCAAAACCAAACCUUCAAAUCGAUUUCCCAGCUGUCAUCACGACCUUUGUUUUGUUUUGUUUCUUCUGUCGAAAUCUUCCGCCACCUCUUCUCGUGACUCCUUGAAGCUUUUUUUGUUCUCGAUGGAAGAUACAGAAAGAAGUACUCCGGCGGUUAAUACAACCUCCCCGGAUUUGUUGAAGAACACGCCUUCCAACAUCGCCAGGUUAGAAGAUGUGAUUGAGCAAUGCCAUGGCAGACAAAAGUAUCUCGCUCAGACCAGAAGCCCUUCAGAUGGCAGUGAUGUUCGCUGGUACUUCUGCAAGGUUCCUUUAGCUGAGAACGAGUUAGCUGCUUCAGUACCUCGCACUGACGUAGUAGGAAAGAGUGAGUAUUUCCGUUUUGGUAUGAGGGAUUCUCUUGCCAUUGAGGCUUCUUUCCUCCAGAGAGAGGAUGAGCUGCUGUCAUUCUGGUGGAAAGAGUAUGCAGAAUGCAGCGUAGGCCCUAUACCACAAGCUAAUUCUAAAAAGAAAUCCAACAAGCAGUCAAUGGAAACUCUUCCAGAAGCUUCUGUAUCAUCCAGUCUAUAUGAUGUUGAAGAGGAGAGAGUUGGUGUACCUGUUAAGGGUGGGCUCUAUGAGGUGGACUUGGUGAGGAGGCAUUGUUUUCCCGUGUACUGGAACGGGGAUAAUAGGCGUGUGCUUAGAGGCCACUGGUUUGCUCGUAAAGGUGGCCUAGACUGGCUUCCAAUUCCUGAAACGGUUGCUGAACAAUUGGAGGUUGCGUAUCGUAACAAGGUCUGGCGCAGAAGAAGGUUCCAACCCUCUGGUCUUUUUGCAGCUCGAGUUGAUUUGCAGGGUUCCAGUUUGGGACUUCAUGCUCUAUUUACCGGGGAGGAUGAUACUUGGGAAGCUUGGCUUAAUGUUGAUCCCUCUGGAUUCUCUGGCAUUGUUGGCUAUACUGGGAAUGGAAUUAAGCUGAGACGUGGUUAUGCUGGCUCCUACUCUCCUAAACCUACACAGGAAGAACUACGCCAACAGAAAGAGGAAGAAAUGGACGACUAUUGUUCUCAAGUCCCUGUUCGACAUCUUGUGUUUAUGGUUCAUGGUAUCGGCCAAAAAGUUGAGAAGUCUAAUCUUGUUGACGACGUUGGAAACUUCCGUCAAAUCACAGCAGCUUUAGGUGAACGUCAUCUAACCUCUCACCAGCGUGGAACUCAGAGAGUCCUUUUCAUCCCAUGCCAGUGGAGAAAAGGUCUAAAGCUAAGUGGUGAAGCUGCUGUUGAUAAAUGUACACUAGAAGGUGUACGGCGUCUGCGGGAGAUGCUGAGCGCAACUGUUCAUGAUGUGUUAUACUACAUGAGCCCCAUUUAUUGUCAGGCUAUAAUUGAUUCGGUUUCAAACCAGCUGAAUAGACUGUAUCUCAAAUUUAUAAAGCGGAACCCGGACUAUGAUGGAAAGAUAUCCAUCUAUGGACAUUCUCUGGGGAGCGUUCUCUCCUACGACAUCUUAUGUCAUCAGCACAAUUUGUCGUCCCCGUUUCCGAUGGAUGCAGUAUACAAGAGGUUUUUUCCAGAUGAAGAAUCUCCUCCAAUUCCAGAAAGCGCUAACAAACCUUGUAGCUCGCAUCAACCAUCGAAUCUUGAGCCAGAGAAAUCUAACCUUUUGAAUAACACGGAGGAAACCACAGGUCAAGAUAAUGACGCGAUGGAUAAAGAAUCAAAGGUAUUGGAGCAUCACCACAUCAUUCAGGAAGCUCAUUCAGCUGUCUCUGAUUCUGCUGUGGAUAACGUGGGCUUGGAGAGAAGAGGCAGCGAGGAAGAUGGAGCUGUUUCCUCACAGGAUGGACCAGAUGGAGCUGACUGUAGAUCACCUGGUUCUUCCUCCUCUUCUCCAGAACAGUCUUGGGAGAUAAAAUGUGGCGAUUCUAAUAACGAGGACACAAUCAAGUUAUUACAAGAAGAGGUUAAAUUAUUGCGGUCAAAAGUAGCGCAACUGCAAUCAGAAAAUGCCAGAGUAUUGGCGGAUGAAAAAGCCAAGGCAUCUGUGCUGCCUGAGCUAGACAUCAAUGAGAAGGCCCUAACUAAAGAUGCCAGUGGACCUACGAGCUUUACUCCUUAUAUCAAGUACCAAAAGCUUGAGUUCAAGGUUGACACUUUCUUUGCAGUUGGGUCUCCUCUUGGAGUGUUUCUCGCCCUUCGAAAUAUACGUAUUGGGAUAGGUAAGGGAAAGGAUUACUGGGAAGAGGAGAAUGUUAUUGAAGAGAUGCCAGCUUGUCGUCGAAUGUUCAACAUUUUUCACCCCUAUGAUCCUGUUGCGUAUAGGGUGGAGCCACUUGUGUGCAAAGAGUACCUUCCCAGACGACCCGUUAUAGUUCCCUAUCACAGAGGUGGCAAGCGGUUGCAUAUUGGAUUACAGGAUUUCAAAGAGGAUUUUGCAGCGCGUUCACAUAGAGUAAUGAAUCAUUUUGAUUCUGUACGGACGAGAGUUCUCACUAUUUGCCAAUCCAAAAGCUCGGAUAGACUAGAAGAGUCGGAAGAAACCGAUGACGAAAAGGAUGGAAGGUCCUAUGGUUCCUUAAUGAUGGAAAGGUUGACCGGAACUCGAGAUGGUCGAAUAGAUCACAUGCUACAGGAUAAAACUUUUGAGCAUCCGUAUCUACAAGCCAUAGGAGCUCAUACAAACUAUUGGAGAGAUAACGAUACUGCUCUGUUCAUAAUUAAACACUUGUACCGCGAGUUACCAGACGAGCCAAACUCGCCCACCGAGUCCACCGAUGUAGACAAUACUCCAAAGGACUCGAGUAGACAUCACAGCUGGAUAGACAGAAGUGAGGCUGAUGAAGAGCUUCCUCUAACAUUCUCCAACAAAGAAAUCGCCAGAAGCUUCUCUGAAGAGGCCAAGAAAUAUCUGAAGAAACCUUGAAAACACGAUGACCAUAGACUGAUUUUGUUUUUGUUUUGAUUUACGUUGCAGUUGUAACAUAUAGUGUGUAGAUAAUGCGUAAAAAAAUAAAAACUCAGGCUCCAUGGUGGUUUUGCCUUAUUGUAACCAUAAGCUUACGACAUAAUAAAGAAAACGUUG